Malassezia restricta is the source of this 3612-nucleotide messenger RNA. Its product is annotated as syntaxin-binding protein 5. The transcript has a single exon. Gene Ontology annotation, biological process: regulation of exocytosis; regulation of protein secretion; establishment of cell polarity. Lineage: Eukaryota; Fungi; Basidiomycota; Malasseziomycetes; Malasseziales; Malasseziaceae. Gene Ontology annotation, molecular function: myosin II binding; GTPase activator activity; syntaxin binding. Bases 1 to 3612 code for a protein of 1203 amino acids. The record is from RefSeq and is a predicted model, not a curated record. Gene Ontology annotation, cellular component: cytoplasm; plasma membrane.
AUGUCGUGGCUCAAGUCAGCUGUGGGCCGAUCCAAAGCGGCAGGGCAUGAUCGGUUACCGCCGCUGAACUCGCGUCUAGGAGACUGGACAGGUGACUUUCGUGAUGUAAACAAAUAUGCUGAAGGAUUUCUUGAUCAACUGACCCUGCCUGGAGAGAUCUCAGCCAUGGCAUACGAGCCGGGCAUGGGGUAUUUGGCUGUGGGCACAUCAGCUGGCACUGUCCAUUUGUUCGGCUCGCCAUGUGUGCGUAUGGCUCUCACGCUCCGUCCUGCCUUGCGAGUGAAGCACAUUCUGUUCAAGUCUGACACCUAUCUGAUGAUUUGUAUUGAUGAGAAAGAUAAUCUGAAUGUGUACGACCUCUCUCGCCGUGAUCCGCAUGCUGCUGCGAUGCAUGGCGCGCGCAGGGCAGCGCCCGGUCAGACACAAAUGACGAAUUCUGAUGCACCUAUGCGUAUCGGUAUUCACUCGGCUCGCAACGUUGUGCUGUGUGCUGAAGUGACGUCGAUUCACAGCAUGUUGUUUCUUGGAUUGACGGACGGGUCCGUGGAAGCUUAUGAUUUAGAACGAUUUUGCGGUACACAGUACCGUAUUCCGAACCUUUGGUGGAAUGAAGAGGAAAUUCUACGUCGGUCGCAGGUGCCAAACGCACCGAGCCGCUUGCAUACGCCCCUGAUUAUCGAUAUCCAAACGCACCCUCGCGAUCCAGGCAUUUUGCUGUUAUGCUAUGAAGGCGGUGCAGUGAUCUACUCUAUCCGCCAAAGCACAGCGAUCCAUGUGUUCCAACUCCGCUUACUCCCUGGUGCCCCCGGUCCCGUGCCUAGCGCACCGCUUGAGGAAGUCUGGAGUGAGCGCCUGUGUCCUGCCACCGCUAUAUCUUGGAGUCCAUGCGGUACCAUGUUUGUGAUGGGACAUGAGAAUGGUGCGCUUUCGUUCUGGCACAUAGCCGAGGAAGACAAGCCGCUCAUGGUCCGCACACUGGACGAUAUUGAUAUCGACAGACCUGUGCUACCCGAGCAGCUUCCCAAGACAUCCGCUGGUCCACGGGAGCCUAUCUUCAAGUUGACGUGGUCGAGCUUCCCUGAGCAAGGAUGGUAUGAAUACGGCGCUCAGGCGGCGGGCUCAUGGGCUGGCUCUGGAACGGCUCAGGCGAAUACGAGUGCGAACCACGGAUCGGCUCAAAAUGGCACCGUGCUGACCGUCAUGGGUGGCACCCCUGUUGAUCAGCCAGCCACGAGUCUGCAUACGUUUCAUUUCCCCCCAACACCCGCCGCCAGCUUUUUUUCGGCCAGCGCAUCCGAUGCAUCCGCUCGAGCGCGCACGGCACUCCGAGACUCGCUGCAGCCCACGUACGUCGGUGCGUAUCGCACAGCAAGCAUCGUGGAGGACUUUUGCCUGCUUCCACGCCUGAGUCCACACUUUGGUGGCACGCAUGAUCCAUACGCUAUUCUCGUACUGGUGGGCCAGGAUGCAUCGCUGCCAUCGCUAGCUGUUCAGAGUACGCGUCGUGGAAUGGAUGUAUUCUCUUUCCCACCAUUGCAAGGGCCGCACUCAUACGAGCGGCUGUCUCUUCCGCUCCCACUCGCAUUCUCGGGACGCGGCACCAUCCUGGGCUGCCACAUGGCCACGGUGCCCGUGAUGCAGUAUCGCCGUCUUGUACAGCAGGCGCCGAAUCAUCCCCUUGGUACCAUCAAAUACGACCAGCCUAUGGGUGGCGUAGCUAAACCACAGGUCCAAAACGCCAAGCUGAUGCAUGCCCAAGCUUUGGCUCAAAAAGGCCAGCCUCGCAUCCUUAUUACAUGGCAUCUUGAUGGCCGCGUGCGCCUGCACGAUGUAAGCCCUCAUCUGCUGCUGUUGGGUGAAGAAGACUCUCGUCGUGGCGUCGUACUCGUGGAUCCAUUUCCUACGCAGCUGUCGCACUUGACCUUGCACGUUCGAGACCAUGUGCUUCACCCAAGUAUGUUCGGUAUGCCAGCUCUAGACACACUUCAGCGCUUUCCGAUGCAGAUUCAGAUCGAUCAUGUUCAAGUGGCAUGGGACUCACUCGAGUGUGUUGUGUCGCUUACUACGGGACAUGCAUUGCAUUACGCUCUCGGUUCGGGUACCGUGAUCAAUACGACUACGUCACCGCUUGUUGAUGCGAUGCAUCAAAUGCGUAUGGACGACAGUCCCGCGGAUCAUGUAACCGAAUUUACGUCGCUGGAGCCUUUGGCCAACCAUGAAAGCAGCGGCUUUCAGCCUAAUACACUGAUGAGCCUUCUUCCCGGAAGUCCUACUUGCAGUGCCCUAUCUGAUGUCGGACUGUACGCCUGUGCAUAUGGGGGGAUGCUUGUAGUGGCUGACUGUCGGUCGCACGACAUUGUCGUCCGUGCUGGCUCGGGCAAUGCUGAUUUCUUUUCCAGGCAGCUCGGUUCACGCGAGGCCAAAAUCAUCGAACACGAAAGCAGCUCAGAGAUUGUGUGGCAACGAUUUAGCGUUUGCCGCACCGUAUCGGACUCGAUCCUUGCUCUCCGACUCCUUGUGGGGCGUGCAAACGGCUUUGUCACUGUAUGGUCGUUUGAGCGAGGCAGUCUAGAGAGCUGGAUGGGAUUCCGAUCUGACGCGAUGUCUCUAGGAAUGUCGGGACGACCAGUCUACGUGGACGUCGUCGGGUCGUCUGGUGCUGUGGCAUCCGCCACAGAACACAAUAUGCAACGCGCAGAACUCGACCAAGCUCGAGAAGGAGUAACCAACAAUACCCAUGACUUUUACUUGUUGCUGGCAGUGUAUCCUCACGAGGCACGGCUUUACGACCAAGUCACUGGACAGCGUUUUGCGCAGGCUGACUGGCCUGAUCCAGCUCUCAGUGCCUGCAUCAUUGAGCGCCAGAAUGCGCGAAUGCUCGCUGUGAUCGCCUCGAACAGUGUCUUUAUUCUUUCGCUCCCGCGACUCGACACGGUUCAUCGUGUACAGCGCCAUGUCCCGCCAGAUCAAGAAGUUGUGGCAGCCACACCUCGAAUUAGUUUGGAGCGCCAAGGCGAUUUUAUCGAGAUUACGAGCGGACAGCAGCUGCGUCUAUGGACUGUGUUCGGUUCGUUACCGCACGGCGAAAUGCCGAGCAUGUUUUUGUACACGCCGCGAUCCCUUCCACUCCCACCAGGCGCAGGUGCAUCUGGCUAUAUCGCUAGUGUUGCAAGCUGGCUGGGCUCAUCAGCUGGCCAGUCCUUGUCGGCUGGUGCUCAAAUCGACACCAUUAUUUGUGGGAAGCGACGAGCCAAGCUUCCGCCGCUUCCACCACGCAUGACACUUUCCAAAGACAAUGAAAACACACCCAUCGCUUCAUCGAUCACUGAGCAAGGAGCUGGCGCGAAGGAUGCGCCCACAAAUUCGACACAGACGUCGGCAUCAGGCUCAUGGCUUGGUAGCUAUCAGCGCCAGUUCCUUAACUUUGCCUCGAGUAGUGCUCGCGCACAAGCUCAACUCAAUAUGCAGUUGCUGCAUAAACGAGACGAAAUAUUAUCCGACCUAGACGAGAGCAUGACGAAUCUAGAGCGUGGCGCGAAAGACUUCUUCAAGCAAACCCGCAACUCGGCCCUCAAGGCCGCGGCCAAAGACAAGAUCAAGACGUAUCUCUAA